Trichoplusia ni (cabbage looper) is the source of this 769-nucleotide messenger RNA. Its product is annotated as leptin receptor gene-related protein. The record is from RefSeq and is a predicted model, not a curated record. Gene Ontology annotation, biological process: late endosome to vacuole transport via multivesicular body sorting pathway. Lineage: Eukaryota; Metazoa; Arthropoda; Insecta; Lepidoptera; Noctuidae. Gene Ontology annotation, cellular component: endosome. The transcript has 3 exons. The coding region runs from base 210 to 605 and encodes 131 amino acids.
GGAUGUUUGUGAAACCCCUGUGCCACAUGUACAAUUACUAAGAGAGUUUUUUUUUAAAGUAAUGACUUGAAUUUUGAUAACUUGAACAGUACAAAUAUCACUCAGCAAUAUGUGACAUACAAAGCCAACUUGAUUAUUUACAUUUUGUAUUAAUUAUAAAACGAAAUAUUUAUAUUUUUAAUUAUGAUAAAUCUCAGUGUAACAGUUAUAUGAAUAUGGAAUGUUUGUUUUUCAGUCUGGUGUCUCUCGCUUUUGCUGGUUCCAUUGGAAUGACUUUUGUCAUUCUUGCAUGUGCCUUACCACAGUAUAAGCAAUGGUGGCCAUUCUUUGUAGUUCUGUUCUACGUGCUCUGCCCGAUCCCGACGAUGAUCGCGCGCCGUCACACAGAGGGCGGCACUCACAUGGCCUGCAUGGAGUCUGCCAUCUUUAUCACUAUGGGUUUCAUUGUCAGCUCAUUCGCCCUGCCCGUGGUGCUAGCUCGUGCUGCAGUGAUAAUGUGGGGCGCUUGUUAUUUAACGCUGGCAGGUAACAUCAUUGUGUACCUCACCAUCCUCGGUUUCUUCACCAUCUUUGACAUGGACGACACUGACUAUACGAUGUGGUGAGAGAUCUAAAUGUUGUUGUAAGUUCAAUGGACGAUCUUAGGCGAAUAAUAUAUUGUAUCGUAAGAUAAUGUUGUGGUUUUGUUUAUGAUUAAGUCUGAUAUUGAUACUGAUAGAGUAACCGUGAAGGAGUUAUGAAGAAAUGAUGUUGUUAACAUUUUUUUUUU